UCAGGAACUUUAUCUGGCUAGUAAUUGCAUCGGCAUGCUGGCUCUCUGGUGUGCAUGUGCAGGCAUUUGGUGAGCAGGAGACAAAGCUGCAGAAGCUUUCUGUUGGCAUCCACACACAAGGAUGAAUUAAAUGCACACACGCCUCCUGGAAAGGACCAUGGCUGGAUUCUACGGUUGCCUGAAAAGUAAAAACAUAAUGCUCUGGAAAAGCUCACGUGGAUGGUACAGCUGAUUGAACUGAGCAUACAUGGCAUUGAUACAUCCUGACACUGCAUCAGUCUGCUCUCAUCAAGGCCUGGAAGUGCUGAAUAUCUGAAGUGACUAUAUCAUGGCUACGGGGCCAGCAGAGGUCACACAGUCACCUGAAACAGGAGGGACAGUUGAAGAGUGCACAGGAAAGAAAAAAUCCAAAUUUCAGACGUUCAAGAACUUCUUUGCCAAGAAGAAAAGGAAAGAGCCUCCACCUCCCAGGGGAGAGAGUAAUUUAAAACCUAGCCAGUCCAGCAGCGAUGUCAGCGUCUCUGUGCUCGGCGCUGCUGCGCUUCGCUCGCCCAAGGAGGCUGGGCCCAAAGGAAGCAUGGGAAACAAAGCCUUGUCCCAUGACAGUGUCUUCAUUUUUGAGUCUGCAGCAGGAAAUGUGGCAAGCAACAAGUUAUCUCAGGAAAGCAUACCUGGAAGAGUGAAAACUUUGCAGCUUCAGUUGCAGCAGAACAUCAGACUUGGAUCACCUCCUCUUGUUAUAACUGGAAAGAAGCUGGAAGAUGCAGGUGCUCUUUCUGAAGAUGAUGGUUUACCUAGAAGCCCUCCUGAAAUUUCAACCCUUCAUGAAGUUCUGACGGAUUCACCAAGCAAGUCCUCCAACCCUGUUCAGCGUCAUAGCUCUUUGAGUUUAGGCGGGACAGACAGUGAAGAUGAACAGAUACCUUCUGGAGCAUCCUCCAGGCCCAUCAGUCCUUCAUCCCCAGCCACUCUGGGAGCCCCCAGCUCCCGAGGCAGCACCUUCCUUCCCGUUGACUUCACCAUCCCUGCCAGUCCCCUUGGCUGCCUGGACACCUCAGCAGCCCGGCACAGGAUUGCCCUGAACCCCCGCAAACAGAGAGGCUUUGCCAACAAGAAUCAGCAAACCUUCCAGGUGGAACAGCUGGAAAAUGAAGCAUGUCUUCCUGCAGCCCCAGAAAAGAAGGGAAAUUCGACAGAAUUACUUGAAAGUGACGAGCAUAAAAGUGAUUGGGGAGGAUUAUCAGCCCAGGUGGGACAUUGUGCAAAGGGAGGCAGUUCUAAGGAGGCACCAGGUGUAAAAAGUCCCACUGAUGCUGCCUGUGACUUUUGUGAUUCCACACUUGUGGUGGAAGACCCUUGUGCUUUGCUGCAAGAAGACGCCGGCUUUCCAGACAUGGACCACCAGUGUAAAGCAGCUGCAUCCCUUCUGACACCUGAGCCUUCUCCAGGGAACUUGGAGGAACACCACAGUGCAACAGGGUCAUACUGUUCAGAUGAGGCUGCUGAUGAAUUGAGAUUGCACCAGCAAAAUUCCAGCACUGAAGUAUCUCCACUUCCAAAACAAAUUGAAGGAGAAACGGUUGUAUUUCCAGUUGUACUACCAGCUGACUUGUUUAGCAAUGGUGUGGAAAAAGAGGGCAUGGAUACAUUGGCAGAUGUUGCACAAAGGUCCUCAGUAAAUUCUGUGGACCUGAACAUCAAAGACCAGGAAAAGGGGGAUCCACUGUUUAUUGGCAGAGUAGAGGCCUGCUUGGGUACUCUUGAGAAUCAUUCCAACGACACUGUCUCAGAUACUGCACCAAGCACUCCACAGGUUGUGGGAGCCAAUUCAGAGUCAUCUUCUGACAUCAAGACAGUGACUGUUUUGAAGCCUGAAAAGAGUUCAGUAGCAAGAAAUGGCAAAGAAGCUUGUGAAAGAAUGGAAUUUCAGUCAUCCAAAGGCAAUGCAGAAAAAAAAAUAGAGACUGCUGCAUCUUUCUGGGAAGCAGGUUUUGUGCUAUCUCCCAGUACCUUGGAAGCAUGUUUCAAAGCAGAAACUGUGUCUGUUUCAAUGGGUAACCAAGAGAGUCAACAGGCCAACAUAUCGUACACCUCUGAAAAGGCUUCUGUUGGAUAUCUUGCCUCUUCAAGUUUGACUGGCUUGAAGAGUAAUAUCUCUUCCAAUGAUGCCAGUAAGGAGCACCAGGUAAGCAGUGCAGCUUCUCACAGAAAAACUGUGGAAGGCAGUCGGUCUUCAGAUGAAAAUGUGAAAAGUCCACUGAAGACUGCUUCUGCUAAACCAGUCAGAUUUACCAUUGCACCAGCAUGGCAAAGAUCUCUCUCAGGUGGUUCAAAUUCAAAGGAAGAUUCCUAUUCCAGAAGUUCCCCAACAUCCCCUGUAAGACCAGAGUGGUUUGAAGGAAUGACAAAAGAACACACACGUUUUGAUGCAGUCAUCCAGGAAUCAGCAAAAGCCAACUCAGGUAGAUUUGAUCGAGAUUGUAAGGACAGUGAUUUGCAUUUCAGUGCUUCUAUGGAGUGGGCUGACCAUGAAGUACUAAAUGUUGAAAACCCAUUUGGGGUCAAACUAAGGAGAACAUCAUCUUUACUGAAAUACCAGAAUGAAAGGUGUGCUGAGCCUCCAAAGCUGAUCCCCUCAGCUGUUCCCGCUGCAUCUUCUGCUUCAGUCAAGGAGGAUCAGAAAUUGGUGGACAAUGGGAAGCCAUCUCCAAGCCUUCCUGCCAGCGCAAAAUCAUGUGUUAAAAAACCAGAUCAUCUAGAAGACAAAAAUCCUCCCAAGACAAGAGCUGAAGAAGUGACAAAGAAGCAAAAUGGUCAUAAACCUUCAGAAAAAGUCUCUUGUCCACAUUUGGAAACUGCUUCUUCUGAACCAGCUUGGGUCUUCAUGGCAAAACGGAAACAAAAGGGUUUUCAGGACCACCCUCUUGCCAAAGAACAUAAAACUGAAGACAAAGCUUUGUCCAAAGUGGAUCAUGAGGAGCCAGGGAUCUGUGCUAGUGAGAACAUACUGAAGAAAAAUACACCAUCCAGCUUGAGCUCUCAGGACAAGAAAAUGCAAACGAAGACCAGUGUGUCUGCUGCAGCAGGCAGAGCUGGACCUAUUGCUCAGGAAGCAUCUGUGAUUCCUGCUGCUGAAAAGGAAGCAAGACACUCCUCUAACCUGCCAAUGACACCGUGCAGCCCUGCUGAACCACCGUGGCUGUCCCUGGCCAAGAAGAAAGCCAAAGCGUGGAGUGAAAUGCCCCAGAUUGUACAAUAGGAAAAUGACUGAGCAUCCCUCUUUGUAUUGCCAAGAGCUGCGUUAACUCCAUUUAAUUGCUUCUUUACUGUGACGAUUUUUCUUGAGAAAUAAGAGCCUUAAGACUUUUGAGCAGACUGUUGUAUGUAAAUACACAGUGAAGAAAUGCCACUGCAGGCUUUAAUUUGAAGUGUUAGGACAAUGAGCAUUUCCUGCUACCAAAUACCAGGAAAACUUGACCAAUUUGUUAAAUCCUUACACUUUUGACAGUGAUGUUCUAAGAAGACCUGCUUCAGGCUUUUGAAACAUUUCCCUUACAAAAUAAGUUUUUAAAGUUUCCAGUGACCAUACAGUAUUUUGUGCAAUGUGACUUUGGCUAAGAAAUUAGUGUGUGCUAUAAAGUAGAUGUAAUGCUGGAUGCUGACACAUCAUGACUCAUGGGCAUUGAUGUAAUCACCCUUCUUUAUCUAAUGCUUUGGGAUGAGCAGUCUGACUUUGCUUCUGAUUGUUAAUGGAACUAUUUUGUGAUAGUUAUAUGAUCUAAACAGCAUUGUGAGUUGGAGUAGUUCUGAUUUUUGGGUGGUUUGAAGUCACAACACUGUGCAUCUUCUGCUUUGCUCCUUGAUGCCUGCUGGAAUGGCCCAGAGCCACAUACCUUCUGUUCUUUCCCAUGCAUUGAAAACCACCACAGUCUUGCAUAUAAUCUACUUUUGGUUACACCUUUAGAAGUUGGGCAUUCUACCAAAGAAGAAAAGUACUUUCUUUAAUUAUGGCAAAUAGUAGUUGAUUUUUUGAGAUUCCUCAGCCAACUGUUGCUCUUUAAAAGUGUGUUGGGGAUGGGAACUAUUUGCUACCCAGAAGAUGGUACCUUGUUUUCAACAAAUUCCACUCCAUGUUCGUGUGGAUGUGUAUUUAGUCAGGUGUGUUUACUAUGAAUUAUAAAAGAGGCAUCUGCUUUCCUCCUUGCCUCAUUAGUCUUUAUCCAGUAACUCAACAUCAGUCUAAGAACGUGUGGCUGGGAAGGGAUUAUUGUCUCAGGGCCUGGCCUUGCAGUCACUUAAAUUGACAGAAGUUUUGCUAUUGACUUUGAAGGAAUAAGACAUUUGAAAAAGAAGCUUUGUAAAAUGAUGCUAGGGGCUUAAGUGACAGUAGCACUUACCAGUCAUUUUCAGUUUUUGCAGCAUUGCACGUUUAUGUGGGUUUUGUUUACAGUCAGUGCAAAAUUUGAAGGCUGACUUGGCUGAUGGACAGUUGGUAGGUAUUUUUAAGGCAAAUAUUAUCUAUUGACAGGAUUAACUGCAAAACAAAGAUUUUGGUUUCAGAUCAGCUGAAGCAAGACAGUCUUGGCCUGAAUUUAAUAUGUAGCUCUUGCAAUUUGAAAACAGUAUUAAUUAGGAGCUAGACUGUGAUUGCUUUUUUUAAAUCUAGGUGAAAAGUUACCCAAGUAGACUCACUGAAGCUAUAGAUACUGUUUAUUUUGUACUAACACCAGAAAGUGUAAGUUUUACAAUGGCUUGGUAAUCCAUGCCUAUUUUACUACUUGCUUUUCUGUAUUUUAGAAAGCAUAUCUUCUCUGACAAAGAACUGAAAUGUUUGUAUUUCUCUGAAACUUUGGAGUGUAAUGUAAAUGAACACAUCUGGCUUUGAUUCCUGAAGUUCUGCUGUCCCAGCACAGGCUUACUGACCCUGUGUAAAACACGUGCAUUUCUAUAUUCAGCAAACUCUCUUCUCUUUUUAUUAGUGUGGGUUGUGCUCCUUCACCCAAAGUACUGCAAAUGAUGCUAUAAUCUCUCUUUCUCUGUGCUUGCUUUUCAUCUUAAUAUUGUUCCCGUCUUUUCUGUUUGGUAUGUAUAUAUGUUUUUGUAAUCCUUGUCUUGAAUUGUAUUGUCCUUUUGUAUUCCAUACCUGUAUUUGUUUUAUGAUUAAAUGCUGUUGCCAGUGAUGAUGAUACAAUUCCUGGGAAGAGUGGUAGAUGGCCCUCAUUCAUUAAGGAAAAAUUAAAAAGAGGUCUUUGGUCAAUACAGGUUCUAUGUAUGGGUGUACUACAUAGGUCUUCUUUUGGAUGAUUUUUUGUGGCUUAGGACUCAUCAACACAGCUGACCAGACUAAAGAACUUUUCUAAAUGUAGUUGUUUAAAAGUUUAAAUCUUCACCAGAGAGCUGAUGGCUUUGGGAGUUAUUGCAGUGCAGGGUUGCCUUGGAGGCCAACAUUUGUGUUUGCAUGAUGCCUUGUAAAUACUUGUUUGAAUGUGUUUUGGUAUUGCUGGCCAGUGGCUAUAAGACAUUUUGGAGUGCUCAAAAAAGAUGAUUCUCAUGUGUUUUUCUUGUUUUUAAUGUUUUUUGUUAGCUCCCCAAAGGCAGAGAAAGAGACUAUGUUUAGGAAGGAAACUUGUUAUUUAUUUCAGGUUUGUGCAGAGCUGGGUGCUCGGUGGUUUCCCACAAAUCAAGCACACCAGAUGAGAUUUUCAACUCUCUCUAUAUACUCAAAACUGUAAAGUUAGGAAGCUUCCAAGUCCAUCCUCUUUACAAUGAUUGGUUAGCAAUUUACAUUCAGAUAUUAUAUGGUUUCCUCACUAUUUCUAAUAUCACACAUACUCAGGGGAGGGGUCUUCCCCUGGGCAGGGGUCUUUUUGACUUGGGUUGUGUGAUUUUUAGUAUUAUAAUGAGCUAAGUUCACCUGAAGGACACGAUAUCACAAGUUCCAUAGCUUCAGCUACCCAAGACUGGUUCAGUAGUCAAAUUUAUCCUUGAUUUUAGUUCUUUUUAUCACAUCCUGCAUUCCUUAGGUCCAAUUAUCUGUAUAGACCUUGAGUCUUCUUGUCAAGCAAGUGAUGUGCACGAAACACCCUUGAAACAUCUUGAUUUAUUGCCUUUUCAAGGCCUAGUUAUUCCAGGAUGUCCUUGCUCUGUGCUAACUGUGAUACUAAUUGUAUGUCUUUCUGAUUGCAAUGUUAACUUGUGUAUAUACUGAAUACA
Molecule: messenger RNA, 6213 nt
Organism: Apus apus (common swift)
Lineage: Eukaryota; Metazoa; Chordata; Aves; Apodiformes; Apodidae
Product: KIAA1210 ortholog
Exons: 13
Coding region: 329-3259 (976 amino acids)
Source: RefSeq, a predicted model, not a curated record